Puccinia graminis f. sp. tritici CRL 75-36-700-3 is the source of this 846-nucleotide messenger RNA. RefSeq lists its product as uncharacterized. The record is from RefSeq and is a predicted model, not a curated record. Lineage: Eukaryota; Fungi; Basidiomycota; Pucciniomycetes; Pucciniales; Pucciniaceae. Bases 19 to 846 code for a protein of 275 amino acids. The transcript has 5 exons.
CCAACAGUUACCUCAUAAAUGCGACUAUUGGUUACGAGUUUGAGACUCAUCGUGCUUUUCCAAGUAUCAAAUUUCAUUUAUGGGCUUCCGUUUGAGCAUGGAGCCUCCUCUUCCUCCUCAUACAACUUGAGAAGAAUCCGCCAAUCCUGCAAGUCAAUCAAACACAAGCUCACCCACACAGUUCGGUCGGGUGUGAGACGGUUGAAUAGAUUCGGUUCGACUUCAGCUGGACCUCAUGAGGCCGGAGUAUGUUCGAUCUGCAGUUCUUCCAUUUCGGAUCGUCAACAAGCGAUCAAGUGGCCCACUUGCAUUGAGGGCCAUACCGCCCACAAAGAUUGUGUGGAUCCCCGAAACAUUGAAGAAUCUUCAUGCCCCUGUUGUCAACCAGCAACUCCCAGCAUUCAGAAAGAAGCAGAGCAUCGAGACACCUUUGAGCCUGAGCAACUCAAAGUAUGUUCGAUAUGUCUCGAAGAAUUUGAUAUUGAAGAUGUCCGGAUGAAGUGGCCAAGUUGUGCCCACCCCUUUCAUCAAGAUUGUGUAGAAAAAUGGCGCGAAACACAUCUUACUUGUCCCCUCUGUCGAUCUGAAGAUGAAAAGUUGAGCAAGGAACGGGCUGAGCUUGAAGCUCAAAGGCGAGAGGAAGAGAGAAGUCAUGGAAUCAUUAAUGGCGUGCCUCUUUUCGGACACUUCUUGCGUCGAUUAUCGGAGAUCGGAUCUCCAAGAAAUGAACAGGAAGCGGCAGAAAUAGCUGAUUUGAGACUCUUCUUCCAAAGAAGAGAAGAGCAGACCCAAAGCAAUCUCCAAGCAUUGGAUCAAGCUGAAAUCCCUACUAGAAAUGUGAGUUGA